AUGGUUCCUUCACUAGUCGCUACUUCAGAGACUGCCGCGUCGUUAGAAUCUCCAAGCUUCGCUACACUCGAUCGCAUUUUUUCAAGAUUUGCACCGGACGGAAAAUUCGAAUCGUACAAAAGAAACGCUAACUACUCCGUUGCCAUAAUAGUUCCAUAUCGCGACAGAGAAAGUCAUCUCAGAACCUUCCUUUACAACAUAAUACCUUUUCUCGAAAAUCAAGAAGCUUCAUACACUAUUUUCAUCGUCGAACAGAUAGCCAAUCAAACCUUCAACAAAGGCUUACUGACGAACGUUGGUUUUCUGUACGCUGAACGGAGCGCCGAAAAGUUUUCAUGUUUCAUUUUCCACGAUGUCGACCUUCUUCCAGAGGACGACAGGAAUAUUUACAGGUGCGGGAAGCAGCCGAGACACUUCGCCGCUGGGAUAAAUAAAUUCAACUACAAGUUGCCAUACGAAGGCUACGUUGGAGGAGUCAUUGGAUUGACUGGCUACCAGUACCGGAAAGUGAAUGGAUACAGCAACGCCUACUGGGGGUGGGGCGGCGAGGAUGACGAUAUUAAUUAUAGGAUUGGAAGAGCAGGAUUCACCGUGUCCAGAUAUAGAGAUCCGGUCUGCAGGUACACAAUGAUUAAGCAUGAAGCGGAUCUCGGAAACGAGGUUAAUCCGUGUCGAUAUAAGCUGUUAGAAGAUUGGCGAAAACGGAUGUAUACUGAUGGCGUGAACAGUGCCGUUUACAAACUUGUCCUAGUUGAAAAGCUUGCAUUUUUCACGAAAUUAAUGGUCGAUGCGCUCCCGGAGGUCAAUAAGAAAAAGUACUGUUGA
This is a messenger RNA of Soboliphyme baturini, 825 nucleotides long. The record is from the annotation of a GenBank genome assembly. NCBI's taxonomy places the organism in Eukaryota, Metazoa, Nematoda, Enoplea, Dioctophymatida, Soboliphymatidae.